AUGGGAGCUCCACCGACCAGUGGCUACUGUCUGACAUGUCGGAAGAGACGGGUUAAGUGUGACAAAGGGACUCCGGCGUGCCAGAGAUGCAUCAAGGCUGGAUACAGAUGCAAGGGUUACGACCUGCCCCUGCGGAUGCAGAAUAUGAGCAUCGUGAUGGAGGGGCCGGGAAGACAUCGACUGGCCAGAAUCCCGCACUUCACCGCGGAUCCGUCACGCCAGCUGAGCCUUGUGGCCUUCAAGGACCACAUAUGCUUCACCUAUCUCUUUGAGAACUGCAGCUGGGCUCAUUGCUGGAGGCCGAUGAUCUCACUGACCAAACAAGAUGCGUUAGGGCCGCUGGACUAUGAUUGUAGCUUGGCGCUUGCUUACGCGUAUUUUGGUGUGAAGAAGCAGGAGAAGAAGUUGGAGACGGACGGAAGAAUACUGUACGGGAAGAGCCUUCACGCAGUGAAGACGAUCCUUGAGAGUGACGACAAACAAGAGAUAGGAAGGACGACGAGCGCCGUUUUAAUCUUGGGCCUCAUCGCGACUGCACUGGAUGAUAACCCUUACAUGAAGCAUCACGAUGGUGUCAUACAGAUUCUGAAGCGCUGUGGUCCACGGCACUUUCAGCAGGAGCCGCUGCUGACCGCUUUUCGACGAAGCCGGGGAAUUCUAGUCUGCAAGUCCUUUGCGCUGCGGAGACGAUGUUUUCUCGAAGAGCCUGAAUGGAAGACGAUACCGUUUGAGAUCUCUGGGAAAGACUCAUCAGAUGAGCUUUUGGACAUACUGUGUGACAUACCAGGCCAAGCAGAAGAUUGUUUCUCCUCUCCGCCAAACAUAGUGUCCGACUCCCAUCCUUCACCAAUGUGCCAAAUCGCUCGACUUUCCAAUCAACUGCGCAUCUGGCGCCGCAAGUGGGAUGAAGCGAAUCCUCAUCUGGCCACUGGGAUUUCGACCAACACGACAGACUCAAAGAAUCACGGUGCAGAAACGCUGGCUUUCUGCAACCUUAAGCAAGCAACUGAGAUCUUCACAUACAAUGCUGCGCUUCUCUAUCUAUCACAACUUCGAGACGCGAUACAGGACGGCAGACGCUGGACAGGGCCUCUUUCAAUAGUCGAAAUGGACUAUAUCAUGAACAUGACUAGAGCGAAUCCCCAAUCUCCCCUCCUCCAGCCUGAUCCGGUUGUGUUUACGCUGCAGCCCGCGCUGGAAGCUGCCAACAUCUUCCCUUAUCUUUACCACUGCAUGAGGACUGAAAAUCUCAGCGACGUUUUGGUUAUUUUGGCUCCUUUGGGUAUUGUGUACUGUGCGCUGCAGAGUCGUCCGAACCUGCUUAGUAAAGUUGCCGGACAGUUUGAGAUGCCGUUCAUCAACGAAGUUGGAUCAAUGCUGCAAAGGUACUCUUUCCCAAGCGCUCAAGCGGGUUAG
Messenger RNA from Trichoderma breve, 1416 nucleotides. Its product is annotated as fungal zn(2)-Cys(6) binuclear cluster domain-containing protein. The coding region runs from base 1 to 1416 and encodes 471 amino acids. The transcript has 3 exons. Lineage: Eukaryota; Fungi; Ascomycota; Sordariomycetes; Hypocreales; Hypocreaceae. The record is from RefSeq and is a predicted model, not a curated record. Gene Ontology annotation, molecular function: zinc ion binding; DNA-binding transcription factor activity, RNA polymerase II-specific. Gene Ontology annotation, biological process: regulation of DNA-templated transcription.